Nymphaea colorata (pocket water lily) is the source of this 1851-nucleotide messenger RNA. RefSeq lists its product as uncharacterized. The record is from RefSeq and is a predicted model, not a curated record. NCBI's taxonomy places the organism in Eukaryota, Viridiplantae, Streptophyta, Magnoliopsida, Nymphaeales, Nymphaeaceae. The transcript is spliced from 9 exons. Gene Ontology annotation, cellular component: cytoplasm. The coding region runs from base 277 to 1278 and encodes 333 amino acids.
AAAGAAGACGGGCCAACCUGCUCACCUCCCGAAGUCGAAGGUGGCAAAUGAAAAUUUUCCUUUUGGGCUCUACUCCGCCGGACCAUCCUCCUCCUGAGUCCUGCCCGUAAAGUGGACUGCUGCGCUGCCCCGACUGAGGUUCUGGCAUACCAAUGCCAGGAUCAGCGCUCAGAGAGAUCUCGCCGAGGUAGGUUGGCCGGUGAAGGGGCAGACCGGGGAGCUCGAAGACGCCGCUGCGUCCUGCUUCAGCCAUCGAUCGCCGUCGCGAUCAUCAUCAUGGGCAACGUCCUCAGGCUGCUUGGCAAAUGUUGCAAUCCGAGCCCGCAGGAGGAAGGCCAAUCGUUGGGGCCACAUGGGGUCACUUACCCCACCCCCGGCGUCGCCGUUCUUGCCCACGACCUCUUCCACUUUGACAACACCGGCGAGGUCCCUGAUGGGUUGAGCAGACACGUCGUCUCCUCAAAGAAAGCGCAGGCUAAUUGGUAUAAGAAGCUGGUUGGGGCAUGGAAGGAAGCCAAACCACCUCCAAAAUCACCAGAAGCAGCAUCCAAGCUCAUCAUUGAAACACUGAGGAGGCAUAGGAAGGAAGAUGUAGAGGGUGUCCUCGCGUUCUAUGGUCUACCUGCAACCGACGCUAUAACUGGGGUUGGACAAGGGUUGCCCCUUUCUUUGCCUGGAGUAAAGCUCCAAUUUACGACACUUCCUGUAGACACGAAGGAUGUUGCAGAUGGCGAUACAAUAACCGUGUAUGUGGACACUAAGGAGGCCAGAGAAUCUGCGCAAGUCCCCGACUCUGUACGCAAUGCAGUCACCAGAAGAUCAAAGGAACUUGCAAAGAAGAACUAUGCAGAAGCUAACGCUCUGCAGAAGCAAAUAUUUAAAGCUGGCUAUCGGGUCAGCAACGGUCCAAAUGGAGAUAUUCUUGCAAGAAAGUACCGUAUCAGGCUAAGGGGAAUCGAUGCCCCUGAAAGUUCGAUGCCUUAUGGUGCUGAAGCGAAGGAGGCAUUAAGAAAUUUGGUAGGAGGAAACAGCCUGGAAAUCCAUGUGUAUGAAGAAGAUCAAUAUGGACGUUCCGUGGCAGAUGUUUACUGCAACGGCAUAUUUGUCCAGGAGUUCAUGCUCAAAAAGGGACUUGCAUGGCAUUACGUGGCGUAUGAUAGGCGUCCUCAGUUUGCAAAAUGGGAGAAGGAGGCUCAAGUCACUCGAAUUGGGCUAUGGGCUUCGUCGGACCCAGAGAAACCGUGGGAAUGGAGGAAAGACAACAGAAGGGGAGUGUGAUUGUGUAGAAUGUGGAAGCUAUUACAAGCUGUAAAGUAGGGAGGCAAAAUCCCAAUUUAUUCAGGGGAAGUAAGCUAUUACAACUUGCACUGUAAAGUAGACAGGGAGGCAAGAUCCCAAUUUGUUGAGAGGAAUGUGUUUUAUGUAACUGCAUCGGAUUUCAGUCUUGGUUGCUUAAGCCAUUUUUCAGAUGUAACUUGGUGCAACAGUUUGCUGGCUAUGAAGAUUUCAAGUCAUGGGUGGCUUGGUGAUUGGUGGAUAUGAAGCGCCAUCAUGCACCAUCAGGAUGAAAAAGCGAGAGACAGUAGAAAACGCUUUGGACUGUCUCGCCUACCGAGAGCCAAAACCAAUAUUUGUAAACACCAAAAGUGGUCACAACAAUAUUGUCUUGGGCAAAUCGUAUGAAAGGCAGAGAAGGGUGUCACACCAUCGCCUGUCUCACAACCUUAUCUCUCGGUAAGGUGCUGCAUGUUCGGCCUCCAACACAUUGGUGUGUAUUCGGAGGGACCUAUGCAGUAUUUGUUUCCAUAUUUCUCAUUAAUAAAAAAGAAUGGGCACUGAUAUCUUUAAGCA